Sapajus apella (tufted capuchin) is the source of this 5176-nucleotide messenger RNA. It is a transcript of the gene NEMF, whose product is annotated as nuclear export mediator factor. The transcript is spliced from 34 exons. The coding region runs from base 510 to 3728 and encodes 1072 amino acids. Gene Ontology annotation, molecular function: tRNA binding; ribosomal large subunit binding. Lineage: Eukaryota; Metazoa; Chordata; Mammalia; Primates; Cebidae. Gene Ontology annotation, biological process: rescue of stalled cytosolic ribosome; ribosome-associated ubiquitin-dependent protein catabolic process. The record is from RefSeq and is a predicted model, not a curated record. Gene Ontology annotation, cellular component: RQC complex.
GAACUCCGUUUUGAGAGUUCGCCUUCAUCGCUGAGGAUAAACUUAGAAGGACAGAAGCAGUUCUGUUUCGUUACAUAUCAAAAUCUUAUGUCAAAGUAUGCGCGCAGGAAGGGGUCCUGAGCCCUGCAGUCCCCCACCGUGGGGAAAUACUCCUGGUAAUCUCCUCGAAAAUUGUUUCGACCAGCAGGGGUCACUAUGAAGGCUGGCUUGAACCCAAAACACCACGGGCCAAAACAUCCAAACCAGACAGCUCCGUAAGGGUUCAAGGAAGGAGUGCAGUUUCAAGAGGACAGUUUGGAUCUUAAUUAGAAUUGUUUUGGUACAAUGAAGAGAGUCAACUGUAACUUGACAAUCGACGUCUUCAGAAACGCGAAAUACGUUCGCCUCAAGGAAUAUUGGGUCUUCUGCGCGGCCGUAGAUCUCCGCCAAGUGCGCCUGCGCGGAAGAGAAGAGGCGUCGAGUCCGGCAGGCAGUGGAGAGAACUGCGGUAGUGACCCUCGGACCUAAGCAUGAAGACGCGGUUUAGCACCAUUGACCUCCGCGCGGUACUGGCGGAGCUGAACGCUAGCUUGCUAGGAAUGAGAGUAAACAAUGUUUAUGAUGUGGAUAAUAAGACAUACCUUAUUCGUCUUCAAAAACCAGACUUUAAAGCUACACUUUUACUUGAAUCUGGCAUACGAAUUCAUACGACAGAAUUUGAGUGGCCUAAGAAUAUGAUGCCGUCUAGUUUUGCCAUGAAGUGCCGAAAACAUUUGAAGAGUCGGAGAUUAGUCAGUGCGAAACAACUUGGUGUGGAUAGAAUUGUAGAUUUUCAAUUUGGAAGUGAUGAAGCUGCUUAUCAUUUAAUCAUUGAGCUGUAUGAUAGGGGGAACAUUGUUCUUACAGAUUAUGAGUACGUAAUUUUAAAUAUUCUAAGGUUUCGAACUGAUGAGGCAGAUGAUGUUAAAUUUGCUGUUCGUGAACACUAUCCACUUGAUCAUGCUAGAGCUGCUGAACCUUUGCUUACUUUGGAAAGAUUGACUGGAAUAAUAGCCAGCGCACCUAAGGGUGAACUACUGAAGAGAGUGCUUAACCCAUUACUUCCCUAUGGACCAGCUCUCAUUGAACACUGUCUUAUAGAAAAUGGAUUCUCGGGUAAUGUCAAAGUGGAUGAAAAACUUGAAACUAAAGGUCAUGGAGGGAAAGGGGAUGAUUCAAUAAAAGCUACUGGGACAAUACGCUGGUCAAAAUAUAUUGAAAAAAUACUUGUUUGUCUGCAGAAAGCAGAAGACUAUAUGAAAACAACAUCCAACUUCAGUGGGAAGGGAUAUAUCAUUCAGAAAAGAGAAACAAAACCAAGUCUGGAAGCAGAUAAACCAGCUGAAGACAUACUCACGUAUGAGGAAUUUCAUCCUUUCUUGUUUUCUCAACAUUCACAAUGUCCAUAUAUAGAAUUUGAAUCAUUUGACAAGGCUGUGGAUGAGUUUUAUUCCAAGAUAGAAGGCCAGAAAAUUGACUUAAAAGCUUUACAACAGGAAAAGCAAGCAUUGAAGAAAUUAGAUAAUGUUCGAAAGGAUCAUGAAAACAGAUUGGAAGCUCUUCAGCAGACUCAGGAAAUAGACAAACUGAAAGGAGAGCUCAUAGAAAUGAACCUACAAAUAGUUGACAGAGCCAUUCAGGUAGUUCGAAGUGCUUUAGCUAACCAAAUAGAUUGGACAGAAAUUGGGUUAAUUGUGAAAGAAGCCCAAGCUCAAGGAGACCCUGUUGCAAGUGCAAUCAAAGAAUUAAAACUACAAACAAAUCAUGUUACAAUGCUGCUAAGAAAUCCAUACUUGUUAUCAGAGGAGGAAGAUGAUGAUGGUGACGUCAGUGUUGAGAAAAAUGAAACCGAACCACCAAAAGGAAAAAAGAAAAAGCAAAAGAAUAAACAGCUGCAGAAGCCUCAGAAAAAUAAGCCAUUACUUGUAGAUGUUGAUCUCAGCUUGUCAGCAUAUGCCAAUGCCAAAAAGUAUUAUGAUCACAAGAGAUACGCUGCUAAGAAAACGCAAAAGACUGUUGAAGCUGCUGAGAAGGCAUUCAAAUCAGCAGAAAAGAAAACAAAGCAAACAUUAAAAGAAGUUCAGACUGUUACCUCUAUUCAAAAAGCAAGAAAAGUAUAUUGGUUUGAGAAAUUUCUGUGGUUCAUUAGCUCAGAGAACUAUCUAAUUAUAGGUGGACGAGAUCAGCAACAGAAUGAAAUAAUUGUGAAAAGAUACUUGACACCAGGAGACAUUUAUGUACAUGCUGAUCUUCAUGGAGCUACUAGCUGUGUAAUUAAGAAUCCAACAGGAGAACCCAUUCCCCCACGGACCUUGACUGAAGCUGGCACAAUGGCACUUUGCUACAGUGCUGCUUGGGAUGCACGAGUUAUCACUAGUGCUUGGUGGGUGUACCAUCAUCAGGUAUCUAAAACAGCACCAACUGGAGAAUAUUUGACAACAGGAAGCUUCAUGAUAAGAGGAAAAAAGAAUUUUCUUCCUCCUUCAUAUCUAAUGAUGGGAUUUAGCCUCCUUUUUAAGGUAGAUGAGUCUUGUGUUUGGAGACAUCGGGGUGAGCGAAAAGUCAGAGUACAGGAUGAAGACAUGGAGACGCUGGCAAGUUGCACAAGUGAACUCGUAUCAGAAGAAAUGGAACAAUUAGAUGGAGGUGACACUAGCAGUGAGGAGGAUAAAGAGGAACAUGAAACUCCUCCUGUAGACAUAGAACUCAUGACUCAGGUUGACCAAGAGGAUAUCACUGUUCAGAGUGGUAGAGAAGAACUAAAUGAGGAACUCAUUCAGGAAGAAAGCUCUGAAGAUGAAGGAGAAUAUGAAGAGGUUAGAAAAGAUCAGGACCUUGUUGGUGAAAUGAAGGAUGAAGGGGAAGAGACAUUAAAUUACCCUGAUACUACCAUUGACUUGUCUCACCUUCAGCCUCAAAGGUCCCUCCAGAAGUUGGCUUCAAAAGAGGAAUCUUCUAAUUCUAGUGACAGUAAAUCACAGAGCCGGAGACAUUUGUCAGCCAAGGAAAGAAGGGAAAUGAAAAAGAAGAAACUUCCAAGUGACUCAGAUUUAGAAGUGAUAGAGGGAAAGGACAAAGAAAAAGAAAUUACUGUGCACGUUGAAACUCAUCAGAACACAAGCAAGAAUGUUACAGCUGUGCAGCCAAUGAAACGAGGACAAAAGAGUAAAAUGAAAAAAAUGAAGGAAAAAUACAAAGACCAGGAUGAAGAAGACCGUGAACUUAUCAUGAAAUUGCUGGGGUCUGCAGGUUCAAACAAAGAAGAAAAAGGGAAGAAGGGGAAGAAAGGAAAAACAAAGGAUGAACCUGUGAAGAAACAGCCCCAGAAACUCAGAGGUGGAGAAAGGGUCUCUGACAACAUUAAGAAAGAAAGUCCAUUUCUUGAGGUUAUUACUCAUGAGUUACAAGACUUCACUGUAGAUGAUCCACAUGAUGACAAGGAAGAGCAAGAUCUGGAUCAACAGGGAAAUGAGGAAAACCUGUUUGAUUCUUUGACAGGCCAGCCACAUCCUGAAGAUGUACUGUUGUUUGCCAUUCCAAUAUGUGCCCCUUACACCACCAUGACAAACUACAAAUAUAAAGUGAAACUUACUCCUGGAGUGCAGAAAAAGGGAAAAGCUGCAAAAACAGCCUUGAAUAGUUUCAUGCAUUUCAAAGAAGCAACAGCAAGAGAAAAAGACUUAUUCCGCAGCGUAAAGAAUGGAGAAUGAAGUUAUCAUUAUUUCCAUCCUUUCAUGAGCUACAAAACUUUGGACGACACCUGCCUGUAGUGAGCAUGACCACUUGUUCCAGUGCCUACACUGAAGCAUUAAGGUCAAAGUACUAAAUAGCUGUUGAUCCCUCUAUACUUUAUUUUUCCAGCUUAGUCAUAAUGUGAAUAUUAAUGUUUUAGAAAAAAAAAAACCAGAAUCUUAUUAUAUUUACAACCAUUUAAAAAUACCUAUGUUUUUAAAAAAUGACUUCAUUUUUUUGAUGAUGGUAAGACUAUUUAGUGUCAUCAUCCUUCUACAGAUAUAUAUCCUGAAGUUACCAAAAAGGAAACAUAACCAUUCUUUGGGGUAAAAAGCCCAACCAUUACUUUUCUUUUACUUUAUAAUAGAGGACAGCUACUGGUGUUAAAUACAUUUAUUGUAAACUUUAGACACAAAAAUAGGUUCUCUAGGCCAUUCACAUGCACAUUAAAACCAAAAGUUGCAAACUACAACAAUGCAUAUAAUUAUACAAAUGAUGCCAACUCUGUGAUGUUUACAGGAUUGCUGUCCAUGCAAGGUGAUCAGAGGCAUUAUUUAUGAAGCCUUAAGAUCCAGAAGUGUUGUUACUACCAAACCUCUGAUUAACACUGUUAAGUAAGUGUUUUGGAAGGCAGUUCCAUGAGUUGGCUAACAUUUCUUUAAAACAAAUGACUGCUUCUAAACUUAGCCUAAAAAAUGAACAAGGAAAGAGAAAAGUAAUUUCACUUUACUGUUUAGAAGUACGUUCACUUGAAAAGCUACAUAAAACAUCCCUCUUUCUUAGAUUUUCACAGGAACUGGUUGUAGCAGUGACGUUGCUACUUAUUAUUGCCCUUAAAUAAUCCAUAAACCUGUUUUUUUCCUGAGAGUGGUAAGUAUUAAACAGAAUUUGAAAUAAUCUAAGUGCCAAGUACAAACUUACCGUACAAGAGAUUUUGGUUGAACUGAAAAUAUUAGUAUUUCAUUACUGUGUGCCUGAAAAAUAGAUAGGAAGAACACAUUUAAAAGCAAAUGCUUUACAAGUAAGUUUCAGUAAUAGUAUGAAGUAGUAUACUUACAGCUCUGUGAUGGACAAGCAGGUUGUUGGCACAUCCACCAAAAACAAUUACUUCUCCUUCAUCACUGGCACAAGCUGUGUGCCAUAACCUGCAUUUAAAACAAAAACUUGAGUUUGAAGUCACACAGUUGCUCAUUUUAUACUACUGAAGGGGGCUAUGAAAUAAAGACUUAGAGAUCUUAAGGUAGUUCAGAUCAAAACAUCAUGGUGAGAAGUAAAAUCUUAAGUAGCGAAAGCAAUCAAUACCUCUAUUUUAUCUGGAUAUUAUGAUUUUUAUCUCUGGUCAGUUCUCAUUUAUGCAGUGAGGAGUUUGAACUGAAUGAUGUGUUCUCUAGGUCUUUGUUAGCAAUAAAAAUCAUACGGGAGCUGA